AAACAUCUGCGCCGAUUUCUGCGCAGACAGAUCGUUGCGUGUGGACCGGGCUUAAUGAUGCAGUCAUGUUAUAUCCUACAAAAACGUGUCUUCAUAUGAAUAUUCAAUAGUAUUUAGUGAUAUUUAUUUAUUUUUCCUUUUUUAUUAUUACAACACAGGCUUUUCGAAUAACAAUUAUUAGUUUAACAGCUGCCAUAUUACACUGUGGAACUAUUUCCUGCGUGUAAUCCACAAUUUAUACGAUGCUUGGUCUCACAAACUACGAGUUUAUACGAAUCGCUUUUUCGGUUAAAUACAUUAAGUUUCUUUAUUCGUUCAAAAAUCUUUUAAGACUGUACGAAAGUGUACGUGCAGGCCAUCGUUCACUGGAAUCCAAUGGUGUACAGCAGCAAAUACACCACGAUAACUGCGACAGAAUGCUCGUGUUUCGAAAUACUAACCUACUGCCACCAGGGAGCAGUGGUGGUAGGAAAUUGCGCAACGAUUUACUACCACAGGUUAGACUGUGGUACUACCCAGCUGAGCUUUUUGGGGCUUUUUCCCAACUAAAAGCUCUGAGUUUACACAUGCAACUACAAUGCAAUUGAAGUAUGCCACUAGCUGUCGCGAUACUUUUGUUGCUUGUGUGAACCCGGUUUUACAGUUUAUGAUUUAGUCAGCACAUUCGCUGUUUCUCUUCAGUCAGACGAGGUGUAAACAGCUUGAAUCUAAUAUUUAUACUUAUCCUUCACUGCACAAAAAGCCACUCCGUCCAUAUUACCCGAAACUAGAAGCGCAUUUCCAGAAACAAUUUUGAAGUGUUAACAUGACCGCUCAGAAACGGUAAUGGAAAAUUGGUUUACGAAAUCAGCAGUUUGCAGCCGCAUUUGAUCGUUGCGUGUUCACAAACAGCAGCCAAUUAGGGAAGCAACCGCUUCGUUAUGAUCCGCACUUUUUCACGCACAGUAUUUGCGGGAGUCUCUGCGAAGCUAGAAGGCUUUGAUGAGCAGCGUUAAAAAAAAUGGCUGUUCGUGUAUACAUCGCUAGAAUUUGUAUAGUUCAGUAGAAUUUUAUUGAACUAAUGUCCGAAAUGAGGCCAUAUUUGCAGGAAUUCCACGUCUCAUUGAAAGAAAAUUGAAAAUGAGUCAUUUAUUUGAAUAUAUGUUUGCAUUUUUACAGCUGACUGUUACUUCCAACGGUUGAAGUUCGUUCGAUAACUGACCUUAUAGGAUUAAAAUCUUAGCAAACUUAAUUUGCUCUUUACUUGAAUUGCCCAGCAGCUGAUGUCGGAAAUGCGUCUCCUUAAUUCUCACAACACUGAUCGUCCGUAGCGUGAUACAGGUUUUUGCUCUUAUGGAACAUGGUCACAAGAUAUUUUAAGGCAAUGUGAAACAUUAACUUAAUGAGAAAAGUAGGUUUAACAUACUCGCCGAUUACACGAUGGCCACAGUUCAACAGCCAACCACACAAUUGGAAUUUCACCAAGCCAUGGCAGACUUCAGAACAAUGUUUCCAGAUAUGGACGAUGAAGUUAUAGAGGCAGUCCUAAGGGCAAAUCAAGGUGCUGUAGAUGCAACCAUUGACCAGCUUUUGGCAAUGACAACUGACAAUGAGAAUGAGAAGUUGCGCAAUGAAAUUGAACAAAAGGAAACAUUGGAAACUUCAAAAGGUCUUGGCACGACUGCUGAGGUUGCCAUUAUAACAAGUUCAUCUCCUGCAAAAAGCCCUCAGAGGCCAGCUUCUGGAGAUGAAGUGCCAUUGACAUUGUCUACAACACCUCCACUACAUUCACUCCGUGGUUGGGUACCACCACUUGUAGGACCAUUGCCUGAUGACUUUCUAAGGAUAACACCAGCCACGACAUGGGAUAGUCACCAUAAGAAACAGGCAAUGAUGCUUAAUCAGCAGAUGUUACAGAAGAAAUUUGCAGAAAACCAAAAAGUCCGUGGUGUUUUAUGUGAUGGUGCUGACCCUGAGUUAGAUCGCUAUCUUGAAGAUGAGAGAAUUGCUCUUUUCUUGCAAAAUGAAGAGUUUAUGGCAGAAUUACGUUGGAACAAAGACUUUCUUUCUACAUUAGAGAAGGACCAAGCAGAUGAGAGCCCUCCUGAAGAAACACUUGCACCAUAUCCCUUAAAGUCAUUGUCUGCUGCGCAUGAUGAGGAUGACAUAUUCAGAGAACGUCUGCGUAACAUGGGAAAAAUGUCACGAAAGAAGUUUGCACAGUUGGCCAGAGUUUUUACUCGUCGUAAGAAACGAAGUUCUGCAAAGGCAAUUCUUAGCCAAGGUCCUGCACCAUCCAGAGAUAAUUUGCUUUUGAAUGCUGAACCCCUCUUAGAUGAUGAUGAUGAUGACAUUGAUGAGCAUGUUGAUAAAGAAGCACAGAGUGGUCAUGUUUCACCCCAAGUGCGAAUAGAGCACCGAGAAUAAGACUGAUUCUGGAGCGAGAAUUCACCUGUAAAUGGAAAAGCCUUAGUUUUGUCUUGGCUUAUGUCUACAAUGCUUGCAUCUUACUUAAAUUAUGUGAUUUUCACUUCUGUAUAGUAUAAAGUGAAUUUGUAAGUACGUGCCAUUUUGUGUGUGUGUGUGUGUGUGUGUGUGUGUGUGUGUGUGUGUGUGUGUGUGUGUGUUUCUGAGAGAGAGAGAAGGCAGUUGUCAAGCUACAGUGAACUGCUGCCAUUUCACUAUGUCUUUUUGUCUUAUUUAUAUUUAUCAGGGGAUCAUAUUAAGUAAUCAUUUCCACCAUUUCUGUUAUAAAUUGUCUCUUUAUGAAUAUUUAAUUGGUUUAGCUUGCUUUGAAGAGUACUGGGUUUAUUGUAUUAACAGAAUUAGAUCACCUGCUUAGAAAUCGGACUUAAAAUUUAUCUUUGUUUAUAUGACACACAUCUUUCUUGUUUAAAUUAAAUUUUUGUUUUGAGGAAAGGAUUUGGAACAGCAAUGAGAGACAUGAAAGAUACAUGAAAUAUGCCACUUGCAGGCUUGAUUCUUGCAGCACAAUUUUUCCUUCUUUGAUACAGGCUAGUACAGGCAAGAAACUUUACCACUGGUAGAGUUAUGAGACAGUUCUUCCGUACUACCUAUACUGACAUGUUGCAGUUUAUUGUCCACAAUGGUUACUUCAUAAUAUUUUUGUUUGAUAUGCUCGCUGAAAAAUGUUAACAUUUAAUGAGAAUGGUAGAACUUUAUAGCUUUGGACACUGGAGCUAAUGACAGGCUUGUACUUCCUUCAAACAUUAUUUGUAGGUUGUAAAAACUUCUGAGUACUUUGGUAAUGAAGUAAAUGAAAAAGAUUAUGAUUGUCUGUGAAAGUAAUAUAUGUUUCUCAAGUUCUAAGUUAAAGACAUUGUUAAGUGGAGUGACAGUACUGCAAAGUUUUGCAAUCACUGAAAAGAGUUCAUCAUUAUUAAUCACAUACUAAAACAAUUAUUAGUAGUCCACUCAAGGUCAGACAUAUCAUUAGGUUGCAAAUUGAAGACCAGAAGGAGGAAAGGGGAUGGGAGAGCCGGUGAUACUUCAUUGCAUUUACUAAGAUACUUGUAGAUCAGCAGUUUCUUAACUAUUUUUGUAGACAAGAAUUUAUCCAAUGGGGGGAGGGCAGCUGACCCCCCCCCCCCCCCCAAAAAAAAAGACCUCACAAGCUCUUCCUCCUACAACAGGAACUCAUUUUUAAUUGUUUUUUUGUAUGUGUCUCUCUUGAUUAGUCUCUUGGCUGCAAGUAAGGUUCCUGAUGAUUUAUUUAUAAGUCAUGCAUAUGAGUUUGAAUAGUGCAUUUUUUAUUUUCUUUGCGGUCAUAUAUUGUGGCGCAUUUGGAGUAGUAUGAUCUUUAAGAGAAGCAAAUUGAAAUCUGCAUACAGAUCUCUUCCAUUAGUUUAUUAAUUAGGUUUAUUGUUAAGAAAAUACUCGGUUGUAGAUGAAUUAAUUGUGUGUGAUUCUAGGAUAAUUGAUUUAUUAAAAUGGUAAAGAAAUAAUGAAAAUAUUCCAGGCUGCUUGUUUGGUUGUGCACAGAGGGGCUGGGGCAAGGAGACAUAACGCAAAGCACAUCAACAACAUGCCAAAAGAGAAACACAGAAUCUGAAGACAGUAAUACUUCUUCAUCUUCUUCUUCUUCUUCUUCUUCUUCUUCUUCUUCUUGUUUUCCCCAGUAAAAUAUGUUUGGAACCUUUUCAGAAUAGCAUUACAGUAACCAGAUCUCUGUGUUUUACACUCUUUCAUAAUUUUUGUUGCUUCAAUUAAAGAUUUGCUAGAUGGUAUAUUCUCUAUUAGUGUUUAUUUCACCUAAAAAUUAAAUUUAAGCUCAUCGCAGAUCUUGACAUACAUGAUGCAUUAAUAUUCAUUUUUUUUUACUGAUUUCUCUCUCACUUCUUUACCUAUUACUUCUAUAUAUGCAUGAAUGGUUGAGCUAUCUCUAUGAGAAAUAAUUAGUCCAAACUCUUCCUGCGUUGAGUGAGCAGUGCAGUGGUUAGUACACUGGACUCACAUUUGAGAGGACAACGGUUCAAACCCGUGUCUGGCCAUCCUGCUUUAGGCUUUCUGUUAUUUCCCCAAAUCACUUCAGGCAAAUGCCGGGAUGGUCCCUUUGAAAGGGCGUGACCGACUUCCUUCCCCAUCCUUCCCUAAUCCAAUUGGACUGAUGACCUCACUGUUUGGUCCCUUCCCCCAAGUCAACUGGUCAACUCUUCCUGCUGCUGUUUUUCCUUGCUGAUUUACACUAACAACUAUUUUCUUGAAUAAGACAAAAACAGUUUCAUUGUAUCUGAUGUUGAUUGCAUUCAUUCUGUAUCAUUAAAAUUAUUUCACUGAAAUAACAUUAAUCAGUCACAUUUGGAAACAAUGUUCUGUUGGAAACAUUUAGUUCAACAACGAAAGUGCAUUACUGUUUUAUAUUGGAUGGUGAUCCAAAAGCAACUUUAAAAGGGUGCUAGUUGAGAUUAUUGUAAUUGUUAUUUAUAAUUUUUAUUGUUGUUAUAUUUAUUUGUAUUUUCAACCUUUAAGAAGUUUGAUUAGAAUAUUUUCUGUAUUCUGUGUCUUACUAAAAUUAUUAAGACACAUGUUGUGAAUUGGUUAUCUAACAGUAUUCCAUUUUACUGGAGUUCAUACAACUUGUACUGCAAUCUGAAAGACACAAAAUUCUUUGAUAGAUCUAAUUACUUUAAUUUUCUCAGAAGCAUUAAGCAAAAGGUAGAAGCCUACUACUCAAUGGCCUACUUGACGUCAGCUUGCUGUCAGUUUUUAAAGAGUUUAUGUGUAAUUGUUUUCUAAGCAUGUAAUAGAAAUGAUAACUACACAACUCUACAGCUUCAUUUGUAUAUUGCUCUUACACUGGUACACUGUUUAUUAUGAUUGUUACUUUAUGAGGGAAGGUAUAAUGGCAGCGAAGCAUUUAUCUUGUUGCCAAAGAAUCAUAAUAUGUAGGAGUAACACUUCUUCACAAGUUGUGUACUGUAUUAGUCUUUGUUUAACUUCCAGAAUGUUGAUCUAUUUUCUUUUAUGUGAUACAGUGAAAAAAGAUGUAAAGUUAUCUUAUAUCAAUGUACAAAAGAAACUGUAUUACAAUACUUUGUUAAUCAUUGUUAUGGUUUAUGUAGUGCUGUUAAAGUGCUAGUAAUUGCAGCUGUUUAUUCAUAAUGAAUUUCAUAAAUUAUUUGGAAUGUUAAUUUCUUGCUAAAAGGAUUUGUGAAAUGAUGUGGUUCAUUCAUUAUUAUGUGUAGUUAUUUUAGAUCAGAAUACCACAUAUGAUUCUUUUGAAGGUACUGUGAUAGUGAAGCAAAAAAGUAUAGUACAGAAAUUGGUGACUAGGUAUCAGAAUAGAUAAUUAAGAGGCCUUCACUAAUAUAUAUGUAAAUAAAUAGAUUUAAACUGAUCUUAUGUGAAUUUGAAAUAUUUUGUAAACAUUUGAUUUUUAUAACAGUUAUUUCAUGUUGUGUGUUAAGACAGUGGUUGCUUGUGAGUGUUUUUGCUUUGCAAGGAUCAAAAGAGAAGAAAUUGAAAGCUGAGCUUUGUGCUUAAUGUAAAUGAAUCUUAUAUGCUAGUCACCUCUGAGCUAGUCGCAUCUCCUUUUUUAUUGCUGCUUUUUAUAAAAAGAACUUAUAAUGCAUAGUGCUUACAGUUUCUUUAUUCAGUAUAAACAAAUAAAUGUAAAUCUAUUUGUUGUUUCACUUUAUUCAAUACUGUAAAAUGUUAGAAUAGCAGUUCAUUGUGUACCAAAGAUCUUAGCUGUUGUAGAGUACCUAAUGUACUGUUUUAUAAAAUGUGACUGACAAAUAAGCUGUAUUAUACUGUACUAAUUAUCAGUUACAGUCAGUCUGAUAUGAAAAGUACUCUGUUGUGAUAUUUUAAGCCAUCCAUUGUUUUGUAUUGUUGAUGGGUUGACAGUAACAUAAUAUCUCCUAAAUAGUUCUUUUUGAAUACUUGUUGAUAUUAAUUUACUUGCAUUGAAAUAUUUCAGAUUUGCAAGUGGAUUAUACAAGUUAGUUUUAUUACAAAAAAAAUAUACUUAAAUUAUGUUACUAUUAUUACAGACAAUGUGAACUCUGUGUUAAUGCCCCUAUAAACAGGGAAGUAAUAUCGUAUAA
Molecule: messenger RNA, 6548 nt
Organism: Schistocerca gregaria
Lineage: Eukaryota; Metazoa; Arthropoda; Insecta; Orthoptera; Acrididae
Product: CUE domain-containing protein 1
Exons: 8
Coding region: 1420-2406 (328 amino acids)
Molecular function (GO): ubiquitin binding
Source: RefSeq, a predicted model, not a curated record